CACUGGACUUUAGUCUAUGCAGGUCUGAAUCUGAAUCAUAAAUUUGGCAGAGUAAAGUCCAUCUAAAUGUGAUUGCUGGGUCAAAUAAGAGCAAGACGAGGCCGCAACAGUCAGAGUCACUGUUGGAAAAGAAAAACAGACUGAAGGCGGUCAAAAACUGAAGAAUGGAAUCAACAUCCUUGCUGCUAAAGUCCGUGUCCAGGCGAGUGUGGUCGCCCACCCAGAGGCCCUUCAGAGUGUGCAGUCAUGACAGGGCGAUCAAGAAGGGCGUCACUGCUGGGACCCUGGAGGAGCUGAGGGAGAAGGUCUGCCAGGCGCUGCUGCUGUGCAUGUCGGCCAUGUCCUUGGUGUGCGAGGAGGACGGAACAGAGGUCAACUCUGAGGACUUCCUCAUGUCCCUACCAGACAACACUGUGCUCAUGGCCCUGGAACCUAAACAGACAUGGAGACCUGCCAAGGGUGCAAUGCCCCUCAAACAGCUGCACAACACCAAACCUCGCACAGGAAAAGACAUUGCCCGGGUGACCUUUGACCUCUACAGGCUGAACCCCAAGGACGUUUUUGGUUCUUUGAGCGUCAAGGCCACCUUCCGAGGCCUGUAUUCUGUCAGUGCAGACUUUAAAUGCCUUGGGCCCAAGAAAGUCAUCAGAGAGGCUCUCCGCGUGGCCUCCGCCCUACUCCAGGCAGCGGGUCACAUGCUGAUCUCCUCCGCCUCCGUCAUCCGCCGCAUCAUCGAAGGAGCCGAGAUCUGGCACACCCAGAAACCCGAGGCCUCAGAGUACUGGGACUGAGACUGAAGCUUGUCAUCCAAUAACGGCCAUUUUGUUCCAACGAAAACGAACAGGGCCCUGUGUGGUUGGAUUCUCGAUAUAGAUUUGUGAUGCUGUUUGACCCAGUGUAUUGUCUAUGAGCUGAUUGCGCUGAACCACGACUACCGUGGAUGUCUGUUGAUGAAUGACCUUUGUGUAAAUGUUGUAAAUCAUCGUCAGUAAUGAGACUCAACUGAAGUUGUGUGUGUGUCUUGUGUUAGGAGCGCUUGCUGCUUUAGGCUCUGCUCCUUACAUGUGUUAAUUAGGUCAAAUUAUUUUAGUUUUGAUUGUUCUGAGUAAAUAAAUGAUAUGCUGCUAAAAGCAAAACCAGUGACACCAGUAAACCAGGACAUUUUUAAAAGAUACAUAUUUUACCUGUAAGCAAAUUGUGAUACUGUAACACUAUAAGGUACA
Hypomesus transpacificus is the source of this 1223-nucleotide messenger RNA. It is a transcript of the gene cideb, whose product is annotated as cell death inducing DFFA like effector b. Lineage: Eukaryota; Metazoa; Chordata; Actinopteri; Osmeriformes; Osmeridae. The record is from RefSeq and is a predicted model, not a curated record. The transcript has 5 exons. Gene Ontology annotation, biological process: apoptotic process; regulation of apoptotic process. The coding region runs from base 165 to 791 and encodes 208 amino acids.